Medicago truncatula (barrel medic) is the source of this 3333-nucleotide messenger RNA. Its product is annotated as probable ubiquitin-like-specific protease 2B. NCBI's taxonomy places the organism in Eukaryota, Viridiplantae, Streptophyta, Magnoliopsida, Fabales, Fabaceae. Gene Ontology annotation, biological process: proteolysis. Gene Ontology annotation, molecular function: cysteine-type peptidase activity. The record is from RefSeq and is a predicted model, not a curated record. The transcript is spliced from 17 exons. The coding region runs from base 134 to 3166 and encodes 1010 amino acids.
CGCAUUCUUCAACGCAUCACAACACAACAAACCCAAAUAGCGUCUCUUACAGCGUCCAUUUCGCGCUCUAACAAAGUCUCACCGAGUCCGAACGAGUACGGAAUUUCAAAACCCUAUUUCAUCGGGGACGAAGAUGAACGAGUCUCCACGUAGAGAUCUCGAAGUCUUCGAUUCCAAGGUUGAAGAUGAUGAGAAUAACCCCGAUAAAAACCUCAAUAGAUUCAACAAAAUCUCUAAUCUCGAUCCCUUCACUCACGUGUAUCAAUCACGUAGAAACAAAAACAACACUGUUCUGGCAACUCACCAGCUUCAGGUGGAAGUGAAACAAGAAAAUGUAUUACAAGAUGCCCAGAUCAACUCGGUUGAUGUCAAGAAUGUCCCCAGUAUUCCCUGUGUUGAUGUGGUUGGCAGUAUUUUAGAUUUGGAAGUAGGUUGUUCAAACCCCUCUUUCGAAACAAUGGAAGAUACUUUUGAUAGCAAAGUGAAGAAUUCUGAGUUAGGAGCUGACAGUCAAUCAAAUUCCAUUAGUCAGGAGAAUCACUGUCAUUUUAAUAUAAAUGUUGAUUACUAUGACCGACCAGAGAAUAGUGAUACAACUAGUGGUGCAUCUACACCUGAGACGAGCCAGAUUGGUCCUUCAGGGUCUCCAUCCAGUAAAGAAUCUGUUGACGUUAGUUCUGACGCUGAUGAUUGCAUGAACUACGAGAGUGCUCCAAGAAGUGCUGUUUCUGAUAUUGCAGAGAACGGUGUAUUUCAUCGUAAUCCUAUUUUCAUAAUUUCAGUUUCACUGAAUGGUUGUGGAUUGGAUGGUGCUCUCAUCUCUGACGCCUCUGAUACGGAUGACACGAAUACAGAAGUUGUCCUUCGUCCUGAUUAUAUAAUUUACCAAGAUAAUUAUUAUACGGGGCCAAUGUUAACCUUCUCACAUAGUUGCAUCAAGAUCAAUGUUUCAACUGCAUGUAUGGAGCACGAGGCCUUUGAUCUUGAAUGGGGAAUUGAUGAUCUCAUUGAUAUUAAGUGUCAGUCGAUUCAAAGUAGUGGAACGGUCAUCAUAAAGAUUAAUGUGAUAUCAAGGAAUGCAAAUCAGGUAGAUCAUGCAAGUGAAACUUCAGGCAUCGAGGAAUUGAAGAUUGCAGUUGUUGAUUCCAAUUGGUCCCUGAUACAUAAACAGAUCACAUCCCUGAAUGUGAAAUACUUGGCUAUUUGUAACAUCAUGCUUCAUUUGGAUGUGGAAGAUGACGAAACUAAAUCAGGUGGAUCAAGAUGCUACUUUCCUAAUUUUGAGGAGCCUUUUGAUGAAGUCAUCUAUCCUAAAGGGGAUGCAGAUGCUGUUUCUUUAAGCAAGAGAGAUUUUGAUCUAUUACGACCAGACACAUUCGUUAAUGACACAAUAAUUGACUUUUACAUCCAGUAUCUGAAGAAUCAGAUACAAGAGGAAGAAAAACCUAGAUUUCAUUUUUUUAAUAGUUUUUUCUUUCGAAAGCUGGCUGAUUUGGACAAAAAUCCAUCUAGUAUUUCGGAUGCAAAAGCAGCAUUUCAACGUGUUCGUAAAUGGACCAGAAAAGUAAAUUUAUUUGAAAAGGAUUACAUCUUCAUCCCUGUGAACUUCAAUCUUCAUUGGAGUUUAAUAGUCAUAUGUCAUCCGGGUGAAGUGAUUAAUAAUGAUAAAGAGUUGGACAACGCACUUAAGGUGCCCUGCAUAUUGCAUAUGGAUUCUAUAAAAGGAAAUCACAGCGGUCUGAAAAACCUGCUCCAAAGCUACUUGUGGGAAGAAUGGAAAGAAAGACAUAAAGAGGCAUCGGAAGAAGACUUUUCAGCAUUAUUUUCAAAUUUGCGUUUUCUCCCCCUUGCGUUGCCACAGCAAGAAAACUCAUAUGAUUGUGGCCUCUUUCUGCUGCACUACCUAGAGCUCUUCCUUGCUGAAGCUCCUCUUACUUUCAAUCCAUUCAAAGUAACCAAGUUUUCCAAUUUUCUCAAUGUGGACUGGUUUCUGCCUGCUGAAGCUUAUCUCAAGCGAACACUGAUCCAGAGGCUGAUAUCUGAACUCGUGGAAAACCAUGGUUCACGUGAAAUCUCGUCCUCUGAUGGUAGUGAUGAUCACCAGUACAUCGAAAAUAUUGAGAAUGGAACUGGUAUUGAGCAUCUUGAGUUCAACAGUGCGUCAAAACCUUCCCAUGCUGGGGAGGGAAUAGAAAUGACUCUAUUGUCCGGAUCAUCGUUUUUGGAUCCUCAAUCUUUUAACAACCCGGGCAUGGUUCUCAAGGAUCUUUUUGAGCCAGGUACUACAGCAGGAACAACAUCGGCACAGUGCCAAUCUUUUGACCAGCGAUCAUCUGAUUAUCGCUUCGAUAAUUCAAUAUUUACGAUGGAGGAAGACACAGAUCUUGGUGAACAAUUUAUGUAUUUGGCCACAGAUACCAACUUCCAGCAAGUGGCUGGAGUUACACCUCAAGCAUGUUCUUUGCCUUACCUUCCAAGGGAUUGUGGAAAUGGGACUAAUCACAUACCAGAAAUCUCUCUGCAAGAGGCAGUGUCAUCACCAAGUAGUGCCUCAGGUGAUACAGAAGACAUUGGGGUCACUGAAUACUGCCAUGGAGAUUGGAAUGAGCCCAUAACAUCUUAUGAGGCAGAACGAGGUGAAAAAAUCUGUUCACCCAUAGAAAAUACUGAGCAUUUUAUAGAUAUUUCUGGUUCUGCUGGCAACAAUUUUCCAACACCCUCGGUUGUGGGAAUUUCUCAAGACUCCAUUAUGAGUUGUGAUGGUUACAAGAAUGGUGAUAUUCACUCUCCCUAUCAGGAAACGACCACAUUAACAUGGCAUCAAGUAUCUGAUGCAGUCGUAGAUGAUGAGACCGCUUGCGAUGGUCAGAUAGAUAUUUCUGGCUCUGCUGGCAACAAUUUGCCAACAUCCUCGGUUGUGGGAAUUUUUCAAGAACCUAAUUGUGAUGGUUACCAGAAUGGAGAUAUUCACUCUCCCUGUCUGGAAACUCCUACAGUAACAUUGCAUCAAGUUUCUGAUGCAGUAGACGAGGAGGCAGCAUGCGACGAUGGUAAGAUGAUUGAUGGUACGGAACCUGAUAAUUCUGAGGAACAAGCUGCAAAGCGGAGGCGAGUUAUGCCUCUAGAAGGCAGAAGUGAAGAAAUUGUGACAGAAUCCAAUUUGUAGAUAUAGGGAUAAUUUAUGGUGGCUUUUAAAAGUUAAUGUUUUAUACUCUUCUAAUAUGUGCAUAUCAUUGAUGCUUGUUAGGUUGGGAAAAUAUCUGGAACUUUAGAUAGUACUAUUUGUUAUUUCAAUAGUAUUUAAUUUUUCUAUAUGAAAACUGUUCAAGUUCA